This is a messenger RNA of Lemur catta (Ring-tailed lemur), 2155 nucleotides long. It is a transcript of the gene LPAR6, whose product is annotated as lysophosphatidic acid receptor 6. Gene Ontology annotation, biological process: phospholipase C-activating G protein-coupled receptor signaling pathway; positive regulation of Rho protein signal transduction. Gene Ontology annotation, cellular component: membrane. The transcript has a single exon. NCBI's taxonomy places the organism in Eukaryota, Metazoa, Chordata, Mammalia, Primates, Lemuridae. Bases 855 to 1898 code for a protein of 347 amino acids. The record is from RefSeq and is a predicted model, not a curated record. Gene Ontology annotation, molecular function: lysophosphatidic acid receptor activity.
ACAGUCAGCGACCAUUUGCAAGCCUCCUAGGUAUAUUCCCAGCAGACAUAUUAUCAGAUUAAAGGAACUGCAAACAAACUGGGCUGAAACCUUUCUUUGUCCAAACCCAGCCUCUUCUUCCUGUGAUGUCAUAUUACAAAUCUAGCAAGCCUUUCUUUUUCACUUCAGAGAAAGCCCAACUCACAAUACAGCUGGCAACUAAGGAAAAGACCUCAAUUCAGCGAGAGCUAACAUGCUUUGGAAUUUAUUUCGGAAACUUUAAAAGACUCUUCUGCUUACCACCAUCUGGGAUCCACUGCAAGAAAACCGAAUUGGAAAACUUCAUUUAAAAGGAGAAAGAAGUAAAGGAGGACAAAUUGGGAAUGUUUAAGUCCCUGAAACCCUGCACUGAAAAGCAAAAUAAGAUUGAUAACUCAAGCUUAAACAUUCCAGAGGAACAUUAAAAAAAUUUAACUUUGGAAUAUUCAUCUUGACUACUGAAACACAAGUUUACAAGACGAGUUGUUUUACUCCUGCCACGGGAACGCAGCUUUUCUUUAAAUUUAUAAUCCUAUGGGUUGGCUUCAUUGACUGCAUUUUUUAAAGGUUGCUCAUCAGUUAACUAAACCCUGGAUUCAUGGAUUUUCUGGAGACUACAAAAAGAAUAGUUUCCUUUUGAAGAACCAAGUGGAAACUUUACAACAACAAAUUUCAUGUUUCCUUUGGAGAUUCCUGAGAAAAAGGAAAUAUUCAUAAAACCACUCAAAGAUCCAUAAUUUGCAAAUAAAUUGGAGGCUACUGUGGUCACAAUCUGAAUACCAAAGGAGACUGUCGCUGACAAAAGGAUUUCCACACUAAAAACUGGACGUGCCUUUAUGAUGGUAAGCAGUACCAGCACCCAAUGCCACUAUGAUGACUCCUUUAAAUACACUUUGUAUGGGUGCAUGUUCAGCAUGGUGUUUGUGCUUGGGUUAAUAUCCAAUUGCGUUGCCAUAUACAUUUUUAUCUGCACCCUCAAAGUGCGAAAUGAAACUACAACGUACAUGAUUAACUUGGCGAUGUCAGACUUGCUUUUUGUUUUUACUUUACCCUUCAGGAUUUUUUACUUUGCAACACGGAACUGGCCGUUUGGAGAUUUACUUUGUAAAAUUUCUGUGAUGCUGUUUUAUACCAACAUGUAUGGAAGCAUUCUGUUCUUAACUUGUAUUAGUGUAGAUCGAUUUCUGGCCAUUGUCUACCCAUUUAAGUCAAAGACUCUAAGAACCAAAAGAAACGCAAAGAUUGUUUGCAUUGCCGUGUGGUUAACUGUAAUGGGAGGCAGUGCACCAGCAGUUUUUUUUCAGUCUACCCAUUCUCUGAGUAACAGUAAUACCUCUUCAGAAGCCUGCUUUGAAAAUUUCCCAGAUGCCACGUGGAAAACAUAUCUCUCAAGGAUUGUAAUUUUCAUCGAAGUAGUGGGAUUUUUUAUUCCUCUAAUUUUAAACGUAACUUGUUCUAGUAUGGUGCUAAGAACUUUAAAUAAACCUGUUACAUUAAGUAGAAGCAAAAUAAACAAAACUAAGGUUUUAAAAAUGAUUUUUGUUCAUUUGGUUAUAUUCUGUUUCUGUUUUGUGCCUUACAAUAUCAAUCUUAUUUUAUAUUCUCUUAUGAGAACGCAAACAUUUGUUAAUUGCUCAGUAGUGGCUGCAGUAAGGACAAUGUACCCAAUCACUCUCUGCAUUGCUGUUUCAAAUUGUUGUUUUGAUCCUAUAGUUUACUACUUUACAUCGGACACAAUUCAGAAUUCAAUAAAAAUGAAAAACUGGUCUGUUAGGAGGAGUGAAUCCAGAUUCUCUGAAGUUCAAAGCACAGAGAAUUUUAUUCAACACAAUUUACAGGCCUUAAAAAAUAAGAUAUUUGACAAUGAAUCUACAAUAUAAGCUGCCUGAAAUAAAACCACUGGGACUUCACCAGGACAGAACUUUCAAGUUCCUUCAACCCUGAGGAGUGUUUCCUUGGACAAACUAUUUCUUCACCUCCAAAAGAAAAUAAACACACGGACAUUUUAAAGUUUUUAGUAUAAAGAAAAUUUGUAUUCAAUGUAAGCAUUAAAAUAUAUUCUAUUCUUGUAUAUACUCCACUUUAUUUUUCUGAGCCAUUUUGAUUUUUUCCUUCUUCAUUAAAAAAAUCUCUUAAA